UUGCGAAUGUUCAUUAUCUGGUAUAGUAAUCAACUCUAUAAUGAAUAUGUUUCUAUGCAAACUCUAUAACAAUACCUUUCUAAAUAUAACGAUGACAAACAAGUUCUGUACAGAACCUUUUCUAUAAAUAGCUAUGCCAUCACCUCUAUAUUCAAUCCUCCAAUGAGAACACGACCUCUAUAAAUUUACUGUUUUCAAAAGUCCCCUCUAUAAGGCCUCAUUAGUAACUACCGUACGUCAUCACCUCUAUAUCCAAUCCACCAAUGAAAUCACCACCUCUCUAAAAAUACCCUCUAGGAGACCCCAAUAGUUACGUAAUCGCUCUAAAACCUCACCUCUAAAAGUAACUAUAUGCAGCAAAGCGAUGAAGUGGGGGAGUUUCCUCGGGAGGCUACGGGAGAACCGGCGUCGUGGGACGGUGAUGAGAGAAAUUCAUACUAAGCAAAGGUGAAACCGGCUAAGUUAAAAAAUCUUUAAACUAUCCAGCCGACAACCUCAUCACAACCACGGAUAUCGUCCGGAAAGUAGAGGACAUCGCCCGAGGGGAGAAAAUGGCUUUUCGCAUGAAUAUUUCUGUGGGAUUUAUCCUACGGCACAUCGAAACGGGGGAGUACCGAUAUUUCAUUCCGGACAGGAAUGAAACUCUCUUUCCCAGCCCAAUUCUCGUCAGUAGUAUAAGCGAUGUGGGAAAGAAAAUCAAAUCUCAAAUGGACUAUAUAAAUCUUUUUAAACAUUUGAUGCGGCAAAGGCCGGACAGCAAGUGGAGGAUUGACAAAAUUACAAACAUAAAUAUCGUUCUUUUUAGGACGAGAUAUAUUUUGAAUUGAUGGCGACUAAACCCUCUUGUAUAUGUGUGUAAAAAGGUUUUUUUUUAAUUUUUGUGUAUAGCUUGUUCAUAACCAAUGCCUUUGACGUGGACACUGUCCGGCUAGCGCUUCACGCUUGAGCAACACGCGGGGGACUCUGUGUAUAUGCACAUUGAAGUCCCGUGGCUGACCAGCUGCAGACCCCAUACUCUCAUUUGUUCGGAGGACACCAUGAUGAAGACAGUGUUGAUAGUGUUUUCGUACUUGAGUUGCAUUGCAUCUUGCUGUCAAAGAAGGGACGACGCGAUGGUGUGUCAAGAACUCCCUUCUUCUCCACGUCUUGAAGGUGUGAAGGUCCUGACGAAGCAGUUAAACCUCAGGGCCUACGACAUGGAGAAAGUCAUGGUGCAGUUUUCCGACCUGCAGUGUGACGAGACUUUGCCCAGACCAGGCACCAAAGUCUUCUUUGGGGACAGGUUAUGUACACAUGCUUCAACUGCCCGACAGAAGAGUUACCCCUCUACGACAACAGCCAUGAUGGAGACGGCAGCCAUUGGGUUUAACACUCCCUGGAUCAUAGUCACAGAAAUAUCGUCCCUUGCCAUCUCCUGCAUUGCGAUUUGUGUGUGUGUCGUCAUCGUGCGCAAGCAAUGUGCCAGGAAAAAAAAGCCUUCACAGACUUUCAGCAGCGAUGAAGGAUAUUUCUGUGUCUGAGGUUGGAUAUGAAAAUGUUAAGCUAGACUAACUACAGUUUUCUUUUGUACAUAGUGCUUUUCGUAUUCUGGAAGUGUCUUACAUGUUGCCGUCGACCAACCGUGACAGUCCCCGCGUCAGUCCAGAUCCCCGCACACCAUCAAAGGGAGCCGACACCCGUCCCCGUUCU
Molecule: messenger RNA, 1689 nt
Organism: Magallana angulata
Lineage: Eukaryota; Metazoa; Mollusca; Bivalvia; Ostreida; Ostreidae
Exons: 3
Coding region: 972-1520 (182 amino acids)
Source: RefSeq, a predicted model, not a curated record